UACGGCAGCCGAGAUGAACGGGUCAGCUGCUCUAAUGUGUCUUCUUUUAAUCUCAUGGAGCCACCAUGCGUCUUCCAAGAGCGAAAUUCGUAAAUUUCCGCCAGGCUUCCAAUUUGGGGCCGCUACAGCGGCCUACCAAGUCGAAGGCGGUUGGGAUGAAGAUGGCAAAGGCGUAUCCAUAUGGGAUGUAGCGACUCACAUGGACCCAUCCCCUAUUGAAGAUCAAAGCACUGGAGACAUCGCCGCCGAUUCCUACCACCACUACCAACGAGACGUCGAAAUGGCUAAAGAACUUGGCCUAGAUUUCUACCGAUUCUCCAUAUCCUGGACUAGAAUUCUGCCCAACGGAUUCCCAAACAAAAUCAACCACCUUGGCAUCAAUUACUAUAACAACAUAAUCAAUAAAUUGCUCGAGAAUAACAUACAACCUUUAGUGACCAUGUAUCAUUGGGAUCUUCCUGAAAACUUGCAACAGCUAGGUGGAUGGACGAACUCCCUUGUUGUGACCUGGUUUCACGAUUACGCGAAAGUCCUUUUCGAUAAGUUCGGAGACAGGGUUAAAAGGUGGAUAACUAUUAAUGAACCGAAGCAGAUUUGCUACGAAGGCUACGGCAGCGAUGGAAAAGCGCCUUUUCUGAACGCUACCGGAGUAGGAGAUUAUAUGUGCUCGAAGAAUGUAUUGCUGGCGCAUGCGAAAGUCUAUCAUUUAUAUCAUGACAAGUACAGAACGGAGCAGAACGGUACCAUUGGUAUUUCUAUAAGCUGCACGUGGUUUGAGCCAAAUACAGAUACUUUGGAUGAUGAUCAGGCAGCGUUUGAUGCUAGGCAGUUCGACUGGGGCCAAUACGCGCAUCCAAUCUUCUCAAAAGCCGGCGACUACCCGCAAGAGCUGAAGCACAACGUGGCCUACAAGAGCGCUGAGCAGGGCUUCGCUCGCUCCCGCCUUCAGGAGCUCUCGGCCAAAGAGGUGGCCUACAUUCGCGGCUCUUCAGACUUCUUCGGGGUUAAUUCGUACACGACCAAGAUGGCGUACAGAGACGCGUCGCUGGACGGCAUGUAUGCUUCACCGUCGUAUAUGGACGACAUGGGAGUGGCGCUCGUUAAGGAUCACUCGUGGACGCAAGCGCAGUCUAGUUGGUUGCAGAUGGUCCCCUGGGGCUUCUACAAAUUACUAAUCGACAUAAAGAACCAAUACGACAACCCAACAGUGGUGAUAACUGAGAACGGCUGGUCGACGGGCCGUGGGCUACUGGACGAAUCAAGAAUACAGUAUCACAGGAGUUACCUGAAUAUGCUUCUGGAUGCUAUAGACGAAGGCUGUGACGUGCAGGGAUACACUGCUUGGAGUCUUAUGGAUAACUUUGAGUGGAAACAUGGAUACAAGGAAAAAUUCGGGUUAUACGAGGUAGACUUCCAGAGCAACGGCCUCACCAGGACUCCGAGGAAGUCCGCCUUCAUCUACAAGGAGAUCGUCAAGGCGAGGGCCCUGGACCCCAACUUCGAGCCCGAUAGGCUGCCGGAGAUUGCGCCACUCACCACCAGCCAAGAAACAUGAGGAU
Cydia amplana is the source of this 1559-nucleotide messenger RNA. Its product is annotated as myrosinase 1-like. NCBI's taxonomy places the organism in Eukaryota, Metazoa, Arthropoda, Insecta, Lepidoptera, Tortricidae. Gene Ontology annotation, molecular function: beta-glucosidase activity. Bases 14 to 1555 code for a protein of 513 amino acids. Gene Ontology annotation, biological process: carbohydrate metabolic process. The record is from RefSeq and is a predicted model, not a curated record. The transcript has 7 exons.